UCCGCGUCCUCUGGGUUCCACUCUGGACUUUGAAGUUCUGCGUUUUCUCUUCAAAACCCCCCUUUCUGAUGGAAAGAUCCUGCUGUUAAAGAGGAGGAAGGCAUUAUCUCUCUCAAGCCGGCAUCAUAAUGCUAGCAGCCUUUAUCCUGGUGCUCAGCGCCCUUGGGGUCACCCACUCAGCCGCUGCGGGACUCAAGUCCAUAGCCGAAGAAGAAGAUGAGCUGCUCAGACACUUAUUCCAAGGUUACCAGAAAUGGGUUCGCCCCGUCUUACACUCCAACGACACCAUAAAAGUCUACUUUGGAUUAAAAAUCUCUCAGCUGGUAGAUGUGGAUGAAAAGAACCAGCUGAUGACAACAAACGUGUGGCUCAAACAGGAAUGGACAGACCACAAGUUACGCUGGAAUCCGGAUGAAUUCGGUGGGAUUCAUUCGAUUAAAGUUCCGUCAGAAUCUCUCUGGCUUCCUGACAUAGUUCUCUUUGAAAACGCAGACGGCCGGUUCGAAGGCUCGCUCAUGACCAAGGCUGUCGUCAGAUCGGACGGCACCGUGGUGUGGACGCCUCCCGCCAGCUACAAGAGUUCCUGCGCCAUGGACGUCACCUUCUUCCCGUUCGACCGGCAGAACUGCUCCAUGAAGUUCGGCUCCUGGACUUACGACGGGGCCAUGGUGGACCUGGUCCUCACAGACGAGAACGUGGACCGCAAGGACUUCUUCGACAACGGAGAGUGGGAGAUCCUGAACGCCAAGGGCACGGCCGGGGGCCGGAGGGACGGCGCCUACUGGUACCCGUUCAUCAGCUACUCCUUCGUGCUGCGCCGCCUGCCGCUGUUCUACACGCUCUUCCUCAUCAUCCCCUGCCUGGGGCUGUCCUUCCUGACCGUGCUGGUCUUCUACUUGCCUUCCGACGAGGGCGAGAAGCUCUCCUUAUCCACCUCUGUCCUGGUUUCCCUGACGGUCUUCCUCCUGGUGAUUGAGGAGAUCAUCCCGUCUUCCUCCAAGGUCAUCCCGCUCAUCGGGGAGUACCUCCUGUUCAUCAUGGUCUUCGUCACCCUGUCCAUCAUCGUCACCGUGUUUGUCAUCAACGUCCACCACAGAUCCUCCGCCACCUACCACCCCAUGGCCCCCUGGGUUAAGCGGCUCUUUCUGCAAACCCUUCCUAAGUUACUCUGCAUGAAGGACCACGUGGAUCGCUACUCUCUCCCGGGUAAAGAGGAGAGGAAACCCGCCGUGAGAGGUCAAGUCUUCGAAAGAAAAAAACAAAAGCAGAUGAGUGAUGGAGAAAAAGUGCUGGUUGCUUUCCUGGAAAAGGCGGCAGAUUCCAUCAGAUACAUUUCCAGCCACGUGAAGAAGGAGCAUUUCAUCAGCCAGGUGGUGCAAGACUGGAAGUUCGCAGCUCAAGUUCUCGACCGGAUCUUCCUGUGGCUCUUUCUGAUCGCCUCCGUCACCGGCUCGGUCCUGAUUUUCACCCCUGCUUUGAAGAUGUGGCUACACAGUUACCAUUAGGAGCAGGUCUCCAGAGCGAGCUAACACACGCCCCUAAAGACAGAAUCACACCUUAGAGCCGACAUCCAGCCCCCAUGUGUAUACAGCAUGCACACGCACGUGCUCGUCAGGAGGCCCCGAGGGUGGACAGUGUCUUGUGUCGUCCUCAGCGAGGCUGAACCUCGGUUGCCGUGACAGCGAGCUGGGAGUCAAUUAAGCAGACCCUCCUCAGACCCCGGCUUUGGCUUCCGCAGACCUUCAGGGAGGAAUUGUGAGUCCGGGUCUGAGAUCGUGAGCCUGCAACACACAAGGACGGUUGCUGUGUUUCACCAAGAACUCCAGGAAAGGGAAGACUCCAGCACUGGCUGGUGUCCUUAGGGGUUUUGCCUGGCUGCCAGCUGGCAUUGGCAUCAUUAUUCUGUAGCCAUGCGCCUGCCCUGCGGGUGAGCCGUUUGGGGCAUCACACUGGCACCAGGGCACGGCACACCUGUCGUUACUAAGAUUCCAGGAAGACUCGAGUCCCCCCAAACCUGGCAUUCGUUCUACAUGGUCUGGCUCGAAUGUGGUCCACCUCUAAGCCAGGUUCCUCGUGGCUCCUUCAUAGACUCACGAAGGUUUUCAUGUGGUCACGCCAGAGGCUGCUGUGGAUUGGGACCUGCUGUAAGGCCUUAGCAAAAUAACUUGCAGUAGAAACAGUGUCAUCGGCUGCCAGGAGGGCAGUCAUUAUACCCAUUCUCUUUUCCUAGAAAACUGAAAUUCUGAAUGUGCUCUGAUAAUGGUUUUUUAUGUCCCCUCAUCUAGUCUAAUCCAUUUCAGCAGCAUCCUCCGGGCUGCUCACCCAGUUUUUUCCCUCCCCCUCCCCUCUCCACUUCUUCCUCUGAGAACACUUCAGUUCUACUCGCUUAUAAAUUUCAGUUAUACAAAGCAGUGUUAUCAACAGUGGUCACCUUGUUUUACAUUAGAUUCUCUGACCUUAUUCAUCUUAUAACCCAAAGUGUGUACCCUUUUACCAACCUCUCCCUAUUUCUCUGCUGCCUAGCCCCUGGCAACCACUUCUCUCUGUUUAAGAUUGUUUAAGAUUUGUUUUUUCCUAGAUUUCACAUAUGAGUGAGAUCAUCAGUAUUGUCUUUCCCUGUCUGCCUUAUUUCAAAGCAGCAUGUCCUCUGGGUUCAUCUAUAUUGCUGCAAAUGACAGGAUUUCCUUCUUUCUAUGGCUGAAUUGCAUUCCAUUGCAUAUAUAUCACAUUGGCUUUAUCCAUUAAUCUGUGGACAGACAGACACUUAAGUUGUUCCAUGUCUUGGGUGUUGCCAAUAACGCUGCAAUGAACAUGCGGGUACAGAUAUCACUUUGAGAGAAUUAUUUUAUUUCCAGGAGUGGAGUUGCUGGAGCGUAUGGUGGUUCUAUUUUUCAUUUCUUGAGGAACCUCCAUAUUCUUUUCCGUAGAGGCUGCACCAAUUUACAUCCCCACCAAUAGUGCCCAAGGAGUCUCCUAUCUCCACAUUCCCAUCAGCAUUUGUUAUCUUCCUUAUGACAACCAUCCUAAUGAGCACGAGAUCAUCCCUCAAGGUGUUGUUGUUUUUUUUUAUGUUAUUUAUUUGGCUGCAUCGGGUCUUAGUUGUGGCAUGCAGGGUCUUCAUUGACUCAUGUGAGGUCUUUCAUUGCAGCUCACCGACCCUGUAGUUGUGGUGGACAGGCUCAGUCGUUGCUUGCGUCAUGUGGAAACUGUUCCCUGACCAGGGAUCAAACCUGCCUCCCCUGAAUUGCAAGGUGGAUUCUUAUCCACUGGACCGCCAGGGAAGUCCCUCGCUGUGGUUUUGAUUUGCGUUUCCCUGAUGCUGCAUUUCCUUUCAUCUACCUGCUGGCCAUCAGAGUGUCAUCUUCUUCGGGAACAUAUCUAUUCAGAUCCUUGACCCAUUUUUAAACUGGGUUAUUUGGGUUUUUGCUACUGAGGUGGUCCUUGCAUAUUUUGAAUAGAAACCUCUCACUGAAUGUGUAUUUUGCAAACGUUUUCUCUCCUUCUAUAGGCUUCCUUUUCAUGCGGAUGGUUCCCUUUGCUGUGCAGUCCCACUCCUUCAUUGUGCUUUUACUGCCUUUACUUUGGUGUCAAAUCCAAAAAAAAAAAAACCAUUACCAAAUCCCAUCCCAUUUCAUUUGCCUGGUCCUGCCCUCUGAGAGCACCCACCCCACCCUGUCUCUGAGACUCAUGGGAGAGGCUCACAGACUUUUCUCUCACAGAUGCCAAAUCCUGGAUUUUAGCCUGAAACAGCUGUUCUCCUUUCCCAGUUCUAAAUCCAAAUCCUUCUCUGGAUUAUUUUGUGCGGGGCAUAUUUCUUAUAAACUCUUUGCAGCUGGCACUUAGAAAAUCCAGUUUAAUUAUUUAACCUUUUCACGCAAAUUCUUACCAAUAUGUUGAACUUUAUUUAUGCCAUUUUGCUUGUGUUUUCUGUGUGAUGUUUUCUUGUUCUUUUUUUUGCUCCUUUUCAGCCUUGACUGAAUUUCCUUUCCCUCUUCUUCUCUAAUGAUUGCAAGGGAUGCACCCUUUUCUAGUAAUCUAUUAAUAAACACAUUUGAACCUUUUUUUUAACCAGUGUUGAGAAUUUUAACACCUGUCCACUACACUCUAAACAAAACCAGAUACUAAAUCACCUUCACCUCCCCCCUUUCCUUAUCACCUUUUGUGUUUCUUCUAAAUCAUCCAGAAUUUAGCUCAUUAUUCAUUUUUUAUAUUAUGUAUCUUUUUCUUCUGAAUAAUGUCUUGACAACACAUUUUAUCCACAACCCCACUGGUGGUGGUUUAAUCGCUAAGUCAUG
Cervus elaphus (red deer) is the source of this 4295-nucleotide messenger RNA. RefSeq names its product cholinergic receptor nicotinic beta 3 subunit (gene CHRNB3). Gene Ontology annotation, biological process: monoatomic ion transmembrane transport; nervous system process; signal transduction. Bases 129 to 1505 code for a protein of 458 amino acids. The record is from RefSeq and is a predicted model, not a curated record. Gene Ontology annotation, cellular component: postsynaptic membrane; synapse; neuron projection. The transcript has 6 exons. Gene Ontology annotation, molecular function: transmembrane signaling receptor activity; acetylcholine-gated monoatomic cation-selective channel activity. Lineage: Eukaryota; Metazoa; Chordata; Mammalia; Artiodactyla; Cervidae.